Messenger RNA from Leptonychotes weddellii (Weddell seal), 3620 nucleotides. Lineage: Eukaryota; Metazoa; Chordata; Mammalia; Carnivora; Phocidae. The record is from RefSeq and is a predicted model, not a curated record.
UGUCUGGAGGCCGUAGCCGCCUGCACCUCAUUGACCUCGGCAGCUGUGUGAAAGCUCUUAGCAAAAAUCGGGAAGGAGGCUCAGGGCUAUGCCUCUCACUGUCCGCUCUGGGCAAUGUCAUCCUGGCUCUUGUCAACGGCAGCAAACACAUCCCCUACAAAGAGAGCAAGCUCACCAUGCUGCUGCGGGAGUCCCUAGGGAACGUGAACUGCCGCACCACCAUGAUUGCGCACAUCUCGGCCGCCGCCGGCAGCUACGCUGAAACCCUGUCCACCAUCCAGAUUGCCUCGAGGGUCUUGAGGAUGAAGAAAAAGAAAACGAAGUACACGUCGAGCUCCUCUGGCGGGGAGAGCUCCUGUGAAGAAGGCCGGAUGCGCAGGCCCACCCAGCUGCGGCCCUUCCAGGCCAGGGCCGCGGCAGAGCCGGACUUCCCCAGCCCUCAGCUGCCCAGUGAGCCCGACUACUCCUCCAGCAGCGAGCAGUCCUGCGACACAGUCAUCUACAUCGGGCCCAACGGCACGGCCCUGUCGGACAAGGAGCUCACAGACAACGAGGGCCCCCCUGACUUUGUCCCCAUCGUGCCGGCCCUGCAGAAGGUCCAGGGCGACAGCCGGCCCGCGGAGGCCAGUGGGGCCGUGGCCAGCAAAUCGGAAAGGGACUGCUUGAAGUGCAACACGUUUGCCGAGCUGCAGGAGAGGCUGGGCUGCAUCGACGGCAGCGAAGAGCCCAGUCGGUUUCCUUUCGAAGAGCUGCCUGCCCAGUUUGGGGCAGAGCAGGCCAGCAAGUGCGCCCCGUCAGGCCAGGCGGCCGGGGCAAGCCCACUCUGUGCGUCCGACAGGGAAGAUGACGGGUCCGACGGCCAGUCCACCGACAGAGAAGGCACCGCCCCUCCUGCCUCCAAGAUGCAGAGAAAUCACUCGCCCGGCCCAGCCCCUGCCCCUGGCCCCGCGCCGCCCAGCAGCCCCAGCCCUGCCUCGCCCAGGAGCAUCCCGGGCAGCAGCAGCGAGCACAGCGCAGCCAGCCUCCAGAGCAGCCGAGAAAGCCUGAACUCCUGCGGCUUUGUGGAAGGCAAGCCCAGGCCGAUGGGCUCCCCGCGGCUGGGCAUCGCCAGCCUGUCCAAGACCUCAGAGUACAAGCCAACCAGCUCUCCCUCCCAGAGAUGCAAAGUCUACACCCAGAAGGGCGUCCUGCCUUCUCCUGCCCCCCUGCCUCCACUGAGCAAGGGUUCCGGCCUGCUCUCUAGUGAGUCCCUGAUGCAGCCUGAGGUGCGCACCCCCCCGGUCGGAAUGAGCCCCCAGGUCUUGAAGAAAUCCAUGUCCGCUGGGAGUGAGGGGUUCCCCGAAAGCCCUGGCGAGGACGAGCCUCAGGCAUUGACUUCCCCGGAUUCUAAGAAGGAGAUCCUGAGCACCACGCUGGUGACGGUGCAGCAGCCGCUGGAGCUGAACGGUGAGGACGAGCUGGUGUUCACGCUGGUAGAGGAGCUGACCAUCAGCGGGGUCCUGGGCGGCGGCCGCCCCACCAGCAUCAUCAGCUUCAACAGCGACUGCUCCGUGCAGGCCCUGGCCUCAGGCUCCCGGCCUGUCAGCAUCAUCGGCAGCAUCAGCGAGGACCUGGAGUGCUACUCCAGCGUGGCGCCCGUCUCCGAGGUCAGCAUCACGCAGUUCCUGCCCCUCCCGAAGCUGACCCUGGAUGAGAAGGCCUGCGAGGCCGGGAGCAGACGUUCAUCCAUCAGCUCCUGGCUGAGCGAGAUGAGCGCCGGCAGUGAUGGCGAGCAGUCCUGCCACAGUUUCACAGCCCAGACAUGCUUCGGGCACGGGGAGGCCAUGGCAGAGCCCCCGGCCUCGGAGCUCGGCGGCAGCAUCCAGAACAGUGCUGUGGUGUGUCGGGAGAAGCCCAAGGCAGGCCCCGACAAUUUGCUCAUCUUGCCUGACGUGAGCGAAGACUCUUUCAACAAGGCGGCCCCCAUCAAAGGCUGCAAGAUCUCCACGCUGGGCAAAGCCAUGGUCACCAUCUCCAACACGGCAAAUCUGGGUGGCUGCGAGGGCUACAUCCCCAUGAAGACCAACAUUACAGUCUACCCCUGCAUCGCCAUGAGCCCCCGGCCUGUCCAAGAGCCCGAGGCGUCCAUCGCCCCCACCGUCAGCUCAGCGCCCAGAGCAGCACAGACCCAGGACAGCAGGGAGACUGGUGCAAAGACAGAGAUGAAAUUUGAGGAUCCUUGGCUAAAACGAGAAGAGGAGGUCAAAAAAGAGAGUGCCUAUCCCAGGGAAGAGGGGACUGGGUGUGAGGCUGCCACAGGCCCCCCGAAGCCGGAGGCCAGGGCAGAACAAGACAGGAAGGCCAGCCCCGGGGACAGGCUGAGCAGCAGCAGCAGUGAGGUGUCCGCCUCGCCAGGGAGCGACACCUUCAGAAGGGUGGUGGAUGGCUGUGAGAUGGCCCUGCCCGGCGCAGCGGCCCAGAGCCCUGUGCACCCCAACAGGAGCCUCAAGUCAAGCAGCCUGCCCAGGGCUUUCCAGAAGGCCAGCAGACAGGAGGAACUGGGCAGCCUGUUCUACCACUGUGCCGCGGAGACCAACGGGCUGGGCGUGCCCCCCUGCAAGGCGACCCCGGAGAGGAAGGUGGCGUCACCCAAGCACGGAGUCCUGGCUCGGCCCAAAGGGACGCCCCCUCUGCCUCCGGUCCGCAAGUCCAGCCUGGACCAGAAGAACCGGGCCAGCCCCCAGCACAGCGCCUGCAGCAGCAGCACCGGCAGCCCCUCGCACCCCUCGCACCCGCCGGCGCCCUUCCUGGCCGCGUUCCCGGACGAGGCCGGCGGCAGGCUGAAGGAGGCCAGCAGCAGCAGGCUCUUCAGUGCUAAGCUGGAGCAGCUAGCCAGCAGGACCAACUCCCUGGGCCGGGCCACGGUCAGCCAUUACGAGUGCCUCUCGCUGGAGAGGGCCGAGAGCCUGUGCGCAGGCAGCUGGCGGGCGCACGCGGGCAAGGACAGCACGAUCAGCGGCCACGGCAGCGACAACAGCAGCGUGCUGAGCGGCGAGCUGCCGCCCGCCAUGGGCAAGACGGCCCUGUUCUACCACAGCGGCGGCAGCAGCGGCUACGAGAGCGUGCUGCGCGACAGCGAGGCCACCGGCAGCGCCUCGUCUGCGCACGACUCCACGAGCGACAACAGCAGCUCCGUGGGCGGCCGCUGCCGCAGCCUCAAAGCCCCGAAGAAGCGCUCCAACUCAGGUUCUCAGAGACGGAGGCUCAUCCCAGCGCUGUCCCUUGAUACCCCCUCCCCUAUAAGAAAGCCCGUCAGCAGCACUGGGGUCUGCUGGGUGGACGGCCCCUUGCGCACCACCCAGAGGGGCCUCGGGGAACCUUUUGAGAUCAAAGUCUAUGAAAUCGAUGACGUAGAGCGGCUACAGCGGCGACGUGCGGGCAGCAGCAAGGAGGUUACGUGCUUCAAUGCGAAACUGAAAAUUCUGGAGCAUCGCCAGCAGAGAAUCGCCGAGGUCCGGGCCAAGUACGAGUGGCUGAUGAAGGAGCUGGAGAUCACCAAACAGUAUCUGAUGCUGGACCCCAACAAGUGGCUCAGCGAAUGCACUGGCGGGGGAGAGGACAUGAACGAGAACAGUAGCUAA